AUGCUUCUUCUUUCUUUUCAUUAGCAAUUUAUAAAGGGUUUGCUUUCUGUAGUUCCUUAACUUUUUACAAGCCCAAAUCAAAGGAUUGAAGAACAUUGAUCAUUCUUGUUCUACCUUAACAAUGAUGAUGGUGGGGAUUCCUAACGUUGGUAAGUCGGCUCUAGCCAAUUCUUUGCAUCAAGUUGGAAGGAUUAGUGCUGCAGAGAAAGGAAAAUUGAAGCAUGCAAAAGUGAGUCCACAUCCGGGAGAGACAAAAGAUAUCAGCAGCUUGAAGAUUGGUAGCCAUCCCAAUAUUUAUGUGUUGGACACCCCAAGUAUUUUGCCUCCUCAAAUUCUUGAUGCCGAGGUCUGUUCCAGGCUAGCUUUAACAGCAGGAGCAAUUAGCGACUCUUUGAUUGGUGAAAAAGAACUUGCUCAAUAUUUUCUGGCCAUUCUCAACUUGAGUGAUGAAUAUAAGAAAUGGGCAAAGUUGUCUGCCCUUGAAAAUGAGAGAUCAUUUAUAGACCACAAAGAAGAGUGUUCAAGCGGCAGACAGCCAUGCAUGAAAGGAGAAAGGCAACAUUUCACUGAUCACACUCAGGAUUUCAUAGUACAUAAUGUUCGGCGAAAGCUCUUUGAGACAGUUUCAUGUUUUAAUGGUGACAUGCAAAAUGAAGUGGAUUUGGAGAAGCUUAUUGAGUUGCAAUUCACAACCUUGACCGAAGCUUUUCACUUGCCUAUUGAAUUAGGGGAUAAUGCUCGUAGUAAGGUUGCUACUAAGCUACUUAACCUGUAUCGUAUUGGGAGGCUUGGACAUUACACUUUAGACCCUAUUGCAUUCUAACUGUAACGACACAGGAAUUACUCAUAAGGAGAGAGCAGGUUAACAAAAGAAAGAUUAAAAGAAAAGAAAUUGCCUAUACCAUAACUAACAGUAACCUUCAUUUUAUUUGUUUUCUAACCCUUUACAUGUCUGCUUGUCAUUGUGUAAUGUGAUUGUUGCUUUUUUUUUCA
Messenger RNA from Hevea brasiliensis (rubber tree), 993 nucleotides. Its product is annotated as DAR GTPase 2, mitochondrial-like. Gene Ontology annotation, molecular function: GTPase activity; GTP binding. The transcript is spliced from 5 exons. The record is from RefSeq and is a predicted model, not a curated record. Bases 122 to 823 code for a protein of 233 amino acids. Gene Ontology annotation, cellular component: mitochondrion. Lineage: Eukaryota; Viridiplantae; Streptophyta; Magnoliopsida; Malpighiales; Euphorbiaceae.